AUAUGUUCGUGUGCAAUGAAAACAACACUUAAGAGCCGCGAUAUUCUCCCAAGUUUCUGAUUCUCUUCUGACAGUUGCAUAAUCUGUGCUCUCAUUCCGCAAAAUAUUUCAAUCAUGGUCCCCAACCUCCCCUUCACCAAUGAUCGGCAUCUCGGGGAGAACUGAGUCGGGCGUUCGCUCACAUUGUGUAUCUCACGGCGGACCAAGUUCUGGGAGAGACGCAUCCGAUCAUACUGUCGUACUCCUGUCAGAGGCGUUCUGGAGAACAUGACAGAAGAAACACCGGAUUCCGAUGGGAAGUUGGAAGAAUUCGCUACAGCGGUGAACGACUUUUACCAUAAACGGAAAGUCUUCUACAAAGAACACCCCGAAUGUAGAGAGUGUGAUUUCGAGGAGAUGCUCAGUGAGAAGGGCAAAGAGCUGCUGCAAGUAUAUGAACCGCUCCUGUCGACUUUUAGAGGCACGGAGAAGUCUCGAUGCCUCAUGCUUAUAGGUCGAGUCCACAAUGCCUCGAAUACGUACUCGAAGCAAGCGGAAGAAUACUUGUACAAAGCCGUUAAGAUGAAUCCCAAAUUAUCUGAGGCGUGGAACGCUCUAGGCGAAUGCUAUUACAAGAACAAUCAAGUUGACAAGGCUGUGAACUGUUUCCAAUGCGUGUUGAAGCACGUGAAGGACAAGGUGGCACUCAGGAACCUCUCGAAAGUCAUGCGGAGUCAGGACAGAAUAAAUCCCACCAGCUUGCAAGAGAGCAUCAAACGCUCACAGGAAGCUCUGGAGAUCGAUCUCAACGACGGCGCGUCUUGGUUCAAUCUCGGCAAUGCUUACCUCACGGCAUUCUUCUACGGGGGGCAGCCUGAGCGAGUCCUUCGGCAAUCCCUUUUCUGCUAUCGGAAAGCCUUGGCGGACGAGAGUCAGAACGACGACCCCGACCUCCACUUCAGUCUCGCCGAGGCCUCGAAGUACACGGAAGAUUUCCAGACGGCCUUGGCCAGCUACGAUAACGCGCACAAAUGCAACCCCACCUGGACGGUACCCUUGGAGAAGAUAGAAAAUCUCGAGAUGUAUCUUAAUGAUGUGAAUGAAGCUGUCACCCUCAAGGGUAAACUUCGACCGAAGAAAUUGGAGCAGAUGCUAAAGACUAUCAAACCUCAUCAUUGUACCGUCGGUACGACCAGGAAGGACCUUAGAGAUAUCGAAUGGGAAAAAACGUCGGAGGACCAUGAUUGGCACAUCAUUCUGAAAGUCGUCACGACGCUGAGUAGUCGUGCAUUGGCGUUCACGUGUUGCGCCGUGGACGAAAACCAGGAUUGCGUGGCCGUGAGCAUCUUCAAUUUGGAUGAGGGGAAAGCUUUCAUCGUGGGCGAUACAAUCGCGAUAGCUGGUCCUGAACCGAAAGUCCAUUGUGUGACUUUACGGAAUGACGUGAAAAUUUCGUACAAAUCCCUCCGAGUGUCCGACCCGCGAACGAUAGCGGUCAAUGGACGGCUGAUCACUAACAAAUGGCUCGCCCCUGUGAUGCUGACUACGGAACUCUACAAUUCAUGAUUCAGAUCGUUCCUCGAGCCAUUCGAGGCAAGGAUUCCGAAGAAGGUCAGACACUGCGGGAAGGAGACUCCCGCGCAAUAGGGCUUCCCUUCCGAUUUUCUGGCUUUUCCCACUGUCGCUCGUCUGGAGAAAACGCCCAGGACCAUCAUUCAACGUGCCUUAUCUCAUAGGACCACGAGGUUUUGCAUGCAGCAAUCGGUUGAGCGUAAGAGCCUCGACGAACAUCCGAAUGGUCUUCGCCAACCGCGUGGAGAUCGCGACCGAAUGGAGCCGCUCCCGGAUAUGAUAAUAAUAAACAU
Galendromus occidentalis (western predatory mite) is the source of this 1844-nucleotide messenger RNA. Its product is annotated as tetratricopeptide repeat protein 5. Gene Ontology annotation, molecular function: protein binding. The record is from RefSeq and is a predicted model, not a curated record. Lineage: Eukaryota; Metazoa; Arthropoda; Arachnida; Mesostigmata; Phytoseiidae.